Molecule: messenger RNA, 2074 nt
Organism: Orbicella faveolata
Lineage: Eukaryota; Metazoa; Cnidaria; Anthozoa; Scleractinia; Merulinidae
Source: RefSeq, a predicted model, not a curated record
ACUUUCAGAAAUUGUCUAUUCGAAUUUAAAACGAUGGUAAAUUCAAUGUUUUUGGGUUUUUGUCGGACAACAUAGCUGACUAAAUAUGUAAAGCACACAAUUUUGUCUGCGAGUCGAAGGUAUCUCAAUAACAGUGAAUAUGUUGCCAUGCAACUUUUUUUUUAAAAGAUAUUGAGGUAAUUUGAGAUUAAUUCAGUGCUGCUAAAGGUGGUUUGUAUAGUGUUUUGAACUAAAGUGAAUUGGAAACAAGUCGCCGGAUGUUGGACACCAUACCAAAAGCCUUGUUUUGAGCUGAAAAGAACGUUACCAGGAGGCGACCAAGCCAUCAACUUCAUCUACUGAUUUUUCGUUCAGUUUAUUACAAUUUCUUUUUACAGCAGCAGACACAACACGUACAUGGGGUCGGCAAUUGGAAUAGCGAGAGGGACGGACAGCCGAAAUAAAACCUGCGUUACACAGCUGAGGCAAGAGAAUGUCCGACUUCAGGCAAGGAUCGAAAGACUAUCUGCGGAAGCGUCUCGGUUGAAAGCUGAAAUAAACGCCAUGCUUAAAGACAAGGAGCUGUUAACAUGCAGCAUUAAUGGCGGACAUAUUCACCACUUUUCGCCGACAAACGCGGAUGACACAGGAAUAGCAAAUGAGCACGAAAUUGCAACUUCUCAGACUAGCUUGACUGAAAACGUCCUUCAAUUAGAGCUAGAGACUCUGAAGAAAGAGAAGCAAGAGCUGAUCACCGAGCUGGAAGACCUAAAGACCAAGGAUGCUUGUGCAGCAGGAGGUAAUGUUGCUGUCUGCGGCGUGAAGAAUGGAUCAGAACAAUGCACAAUGAAGUAAAAAUACAGCCAGCUUUUGAACGCUGUAAACUCUGACGUCUUUCAACAAAAGGCCAUACAAGUAACUAAAAGUAUAUAUGAAAACUUGUAAGGGCAUAUCAUAUGAGAGAAUCUUCGACUAUUUGAAACUUUUUGUACAGUUCCACCCCGAACCGCGAAGGGCAGUUUGACAUGGGCAAGCGGUGCAGCACGCCCGCAAUUUUCUCGCACUUUCUAAAACUUCAUCGUAUGUCCAUAUGGAAAUUGUUUCACACAAUAUUGUAGCCUGUCACAGUCGAUUGCCGAGGAGUGAAAUCGCUCUGCACUUCUCCAACAGUGUGAGAAAUAAUUUCAACGAGUGUCGAUCCAUUAUAUCUGCAAAAUUGCGCGCAACUAUUUCAACGCGUGUCAACUAUCUAGAACAUUUCUUGCAACAAUUUUAACUCGACAGUGUAAAGCAGUAAGAAUCAAUCUUCUAUUCCUACGCUCAGCGUAGAACUUUCCUUCAAUCGAAUACAUUGUAAACUGUAACUGAAGCCCUUGUUCAGUGUCACUUCUUCUUGUAUCAGUUAAGAAUAGUAUCUUAAUUUGAACGAAGUUUACUUUCGCUACCUCAAAAUCCCGAAUAUAAACCCAGGGCGUAAUUUCAUUCUAAUCCUUUCAUUUCGCUUUGUUGGAUAAACUAUCGAGGAAGCUUAUUAUCGAAGGGGGUGGGGUGGGAAAGCGAGCCUUGUUACCAGAAAGAAUCUCAAUUGUGUUUCAAAAAUGAUUGGGUUAAUUUUUUUUCACAAGAUGUUGAGAUAAUUGGAAACAUUUCUUGUACCUGAGAGAAUAUCGCGUGGUGAAAGUAUAACGACAUAAAAUAACAGACUCUAACAGCAUAAAGUAACAGACAAGCUCUCCAAAAGGAUCUUAGAAUCAAAUAAGUUAGGGAAGGAUUUUUACGUCGAUGGUAGAUUUCGGCGGGGAGGGCGAAAGGUUGGUGGUGCUCAUUUUUAACCCGUGAAUUGCAUAAGCAAGUUACAGGUUAUAGUGGUAGAUCAGACUAUGCUAAAUGGGGGGUUGGUCGAUCAUCUGUUAACUUUUCGUAACUCCGCUGUUUUGCGGGCCAUACAUCGUUUGACAUAUCUCCUUGCAUACGAUGGCUGGGCUCGCAAUACUAGCAGUGGUCGAAACCGAGCUAUCCUACAGAAACGACACGAUAAUAAUUUUUAUUAUAUGGAGAAGAGUGUUUUACUGGGAACUAAACCACUCGUAGAUUC